Molecule: messenger RNA, 2509 nt
Organism: Trichoplusia ni (cabbage looper)
Lineage: Eukaryota; Metazoa; Arthropoda; Insecta; Lepidoptera; Noctuidae
Product: G-protein coupled receptor moody-like
Exons: 9
Coding region: 320-1777 (485 amino acids)
Biological process (GO): G protein-coupled receptor signaling pathway
Cellular component (GO): membrane
Molecular function (GO): G protein-coupled receptor activity
Source: RefSeq, a predicted model, not a curated record
CCGUCGUUAUGUCAGUGUGACAUAUGCCGCCGACGAAGACGCACGUGCGUUCCGAUAAAUAAAAUAAUCUGGCGCGAACAUAUUUCAAUCGAACGACAAUUUUUCACGAGUCUUUAAGUGAAAGUUACAUUGCGCGCCAAGUUUUGUGAUGACAGAAACAUUUAAAUACGUAAUAAGAAUUGUAGUAGUGACAUUAUUGUAUUAUACACUGAUAUGCGUGUUCAAAGAAAUCAAGCGUUACUUGCCUGGAUUUGAAGCGUCGACUACACAUUGAUAUUGGAUUACAACUGUAUUUCCGUGUCCAGAUAAUUGAUACAAAAUGGCGGACGACAUAAUGAAUUUCACAGACGAAAUGAGCGCAACUGUUGAACCUAGUGAAUUGUCAAAGUUUUCACCAGGUCUCCUGACCUUUGCAGCCGUGGUGACUGGUAUCAUAAUGUUGGUCGGCCUGUUUGGUAACCUCCUUACAGUUGUCGCUCUGCUCAAGUGCCCUAAAGUCAGAAAUGUUGCCGCGGCCUUUAUCAUCAGUCUGUGCAUCGCCGACUUCCUGUUCUGCGCGAUAGUGCUGCCUUUCGCCAUAUCUGGGUUCUGGACGAGGACCUGGUCCCAUGGGGGUGCCUUGUGCAAGCUGGUCCCGUUCCUUAGGUACGGGAACGUCGGCGUAUCUCUCUUGAGUAUCGCCCUCAUAACCUUGAACAGGUACAUAAUGAUAGCCCACCACAGCUGGUACUCGCGCGUGUAUCGGAAACACAACAUAGCAAUUAUGAUCGUGUUCUCGUGGAUGUUCUCGUACGGCAUGCAGAUACCCACGCUUGUUGGAGUAUGGGGUAAAUUCGACUAUGAUCCAGAGUUGGGCACUUGCUCAAUCAUGCCAGACGACAACGGACGCUCAGCCAAGACUGCUCUAUUCGUGAUAGCAUUUAUCGUACCAGCUCUACUUAUCUUCAUAUGCUACGCAAGGAUCUUCUGGGUUGUACACAGCUCAGAACAAAGAAUGAGGGAACACCAGAGGUCUCAACACGCCAGUCCCGGAUCUCUUAACAACAGCACCGACAAGAGAUCCACAAUCAAGGAUAAUAGGGAAACGAAGGCUCGACGUAACGAGUGGAGAAUCACUAAGAUGGUGUUGGCUAUAUUUUUAUCUUUCCUCGUUUGCUACUUGCCUAUCACUAUCGCGAAGGUGGCUGAUAAUCAUGUACAUUACCCUGUAUUCCACAUCGCGGGCUACCUGCUCUUGUACGCGAGCGCAUGCGUAAACCCGAUCAUCUACGUGAUAAUGAACGCCCAGUACCGCGCGGCUUACGCUGCGGCGCUGUGCUGCCCCCUAGCGCGGCUGUCAGGCCUCACCAGCGAAAUGGAACGAGCGUCACGGGUACAGCUACAACAACACGCAAACGGCGCUCAGCCAAGUGUCACUGGGGGAGUCGAGAGUCGACCCUCGGGGCAGCACGGCACCGGCCGGCCCUGGCGGAAGAUAAACCCCAGACCCUCCGAAUCUCACAGCGCUGGGCCCACUCAGGUCAUGGGGCCAGCCACCGAGACUGUGAGCUUUGGACCUAAAGUAGGAAAAAGAACUCAGCAUAAAAUUGGAUCACAGCAUAGUAUUGACAAAAAAAUUGAGAAACCUCAUAUAACUGGAUCGCAAAUAAGCAUCGGAUCAAAAUCGACAGGACCGUCUAAAAGACCGUUGAUGACUGGCUCCCAGAACAGUCUAGGGCCGAAAAUCACCAGGUUUCAGAUUGACGAAUUGCGAAGUGAUAGACAAACUAAUGUAUAGCGACUUGUCGCUCAUUGAUAUGACGUACCAAAGAUAUUGUAAGACUUAUACCAAAUAUUUUAUUGCAUUUUAAAUGUAUUUUUAAUUAACAUGUACACUAGAAUACCGUGUAAGUUAUUGCAAGACAUUAAUUUCAAGUACUUGUUAUAUUUAAGCUCUGUAUUUUCACGAUUACUAAAUAAGUAUGUCUACCAUAAUAGUAUUAAAAAUUUCAGAGGAAAAUGCUCUCUUUUUACGUUAGAUGCUUAUUUAUAAUCUCAUCCAAUAUCCGUCCUAUAAUGAGCGACAAGUUAGCAAUUAUUGUCAUAAUGUAAUGUAAAUAAGUUGUCUAGGAUAUAAGUAUUAUUUACGAGAUAGGAUUUCUGUCGUCUUCCAAAAUACUCCUCUGAUGUCAUAAUGUACGAUUAUAAUGCUGAGGGGUUGUGUGCUAUUGACAUUGUUUAUAUCCAUACAUUCCGUUAUUUAUGUAAGACUAUUAUUAACUUUACACUACAACGUGUUACCUAUUACGAAUUACCUAAUAGUACCUACUGCUAAUGUUGUUAUAAUUUAGCAUUAAAAAACGACAUUCCACGGUGUAUCGCGGCCAAAGAUGUAUAAAGUUUUAAAUUAAAAUAUGUUUUAAACCACGACCAAUACAACUAUAAAUUACAAUAUUUUUAGUAAUAAACAGUAUUUUGUAUUUUUUAAGAUGAACAAUUGUGUAGUUUCAAGAAAUUUACCAUUAUGCCA